CUCAAUUUUUUUAACGAGAUCUAUCCCAACCCGGGUACUUUUCUAUGACAACAACUACCCCUGGACCGAUUUCCCCUCAUCAGUGGUCGAUUGUGCAAAGGAGCAUUUCCAGACAAGGUGUGCCUCCUUUGCUGUUGGCCAUCUCAUUCUAGACUUUCUCAGAAUGGUGGUGUACGAUACUGAGACAGGCUUUAUGAAGCCGAUGGGUUGGAUUGAUCAGAUGGAUCGUUAUUUCUUUCCAUCAAGUCGGGACUUAAAGUUCUGUCAAGAUUUUAACGAAGCCCACUCUGAGCACUCACCCAUGCAAAUCGAAGCCAACAAUGAAGAUGAUGUGUGGAUAGAGAAUAUUAAUAUAAUUUGUCAUGAUCGACUUGAGAAUGAAAGAGGCCCAAGGUUGGAAGGUACUCAUUCAGCAACACUUUCUCCAAUGAUUAUGGGUCUUGUGCGUACCCUCCUCGAAGAUUUUGAGGGCGGUGCGAUCUCCCUGCCCGAGUAUGCAAGGAGGUUGGGAGCUCUUGCUGAAGAUGCAACGAUAGAGCCAAUCAUUGCACAAAUUGGUAACCAGUCUGAUAAUGUGGAACACAUCGAUGAGAAUGCCGAUAUAAUCGAUCUGGAGAAAGAUGCAGAGGAGCAGGAUGAAGAAUAAGGCUCUUUCAGCAGUCAUCUUAUUAAUAUAUAUCAAAUAAAUCGCAAGCUACCUUAGGCUUGUGCCCGUCCAGUGUUGUUCUCUUUUUUCUUGCUAGUGUGAUUUGCAUCCUUUUUGUAUCCGUAUAAAAUCUUUUGCUACCAUAUGAUCUUUUAAAAGAUUUAUGGGAUGCUGAAGUGGGCUA
Messenger RNA from Punica granatum (pomegranate), 830 nucleotides. The record is from RefSeq and is a predicted model, not a curated record. Lineage: Eukaryota; Viridiplantae; Streptophyta; Magnoliopsida; Myrtales; Lythraceae.